Molecule: messenger RNA, 801 nt
Organism: Solanum verrucosum
Lineage: Eukaryota; Viridiplantae; Streptophyta; Magnoliopsida; Solanales; Solanaceae
Exons: 3
Coding region: 1-801 (266 amino acids)
Molecular function (GO): protein dimerization activity
Source: RefSeq, a predicted model, not a curated record
AUGGAUGACUUACGAGAUUCUCAAAAAAUAGCAAUUCAAGAUGCAUUAGAUAUGGGUGAACUGACAACUGUUCUUGAAUUACUUGCUCUUGAUGCACGAAGUAUGGACGAAAGAGUCAAGGCAACGGGACAUCUUGAAUCUUGUCGAACAUUUGAGGUUGCGUUCAUAUUGCAUUUGAUGAGAGAUGUAUUAGCAAUCACAAAUGAGCUCAAUAAAUGCUUACAAAGAAAGGAGCAAGAUGUUGCAAAUGUCAUGCUACUUGUUGAAGUAGCAAAGAAAAGGUUGCAACUUAAUGCUCGUUUUAAUGAGGUAGCUACUGAUUUGCUCCAUGGAAUUGCUUGUUUGAUUCCAAUUAACUCGUUUUCAAGUUUUGACAACAAAAAAAUAAUGAGGAUGGCUCAAUUAUAUCCAGAUGAUUUUGAUGAAUUUAAUAUGAAUACUCUUGAGAAUCAACUUGCAAGUUACAUUGUUGAUGUUUAUGAUGUUGAUGAAAGGUUCUCUGAUCUAAAUGGACUUUGUGAUCUUUCCAAAAGAUUAGUCCAAAUGAAAAAAUAUCCAAAUUAUCCUCUAGUGUUCCGCUUAGUGAAACUUGUUCUACUUCUACCAGUUGCCACUGCAUCCGUUGAAAGAGCUUUUUCGGCAAUGAAGUUUAUCGAGAAUGACUUGCGAAGUCAAAUGAGUGAUGAUUUUUUUAGUGGUUGUUUGGUGCCUUUUGUAGAAAAAGAUGUAUUUGAUAGUAUUCCUAAUGAUGCUAUAAUUAAGACAUUUCAAGAUAUGAAACCUCGUAGAGUACAAUUGUAA